This is a messenger RNA of Rhodofomes roseus, 2689 nucleotides long. RefSeq names its product aconitate hydratase. Bases 214 to 2616 code for a protein of 800 amino acids. Lineage: Eukaryota; Fungi; Basidiomycota; Agaricomycetes; Polyporales; Fomitopsidaceae. Gene Ontology annotation, molecular function: 4 iron, 4 sulfur cluster binding; aconitate hydratase activity. Gene Ontology annotation, biological process: tricarboxylic acid cycle. The transcript has 17 exons. Gene Ontology annotation, cellular component: mitochondrion; cytosol. The record is from RefSeq and is a predicted model, not a curated record.
CCACGUGUGCAGCGUCGCAGGCAGAUCGCGAUCUCCAAAUUGCAAGUCCCCGCUACGGCCGACCGCCGCCAUCCGCACUCGCACCUGCAUCACCUCCGUCGGGGCAUCAGCGAAGCCCUCACGUCUUUCGAGGCCAAACGGUCACGCCCCUCGGCGUUCGCCAGACGGACAUAACCGAUAUUGGACAGGCUCACCGACUAGGACUCUGCUGCCAUGGGUGUCGCGCCUGCUUUGAGGAGAUACGCGGCCUCCGGUCUACGAACUCCCCACCGGGGUCUUGCUACCCACACUAGCCUGCCGGAACGCGACUGCUCUUCCAUCACUCCGCCGUACGCACGGCUGCAACAGAAAUUGGCAGAGGUCCGCGAGAUCUUGGAUAACAGGCCUCUCACCCUCGCGGAGAAGAUUCUCUACAGCCACAUAACGGACCCGAAGAAGAGUCUGGUGGAUGGAAAGCUCAAGCGAGGAGAGACGUACCUUCAGCUGAGCCCGGAACGAGUUGCAAUGCAGGAUGCUUCGGCACAGAUGGCACUACUGCAAUUCAUGAGCGCGGGCAUGACCAAGUGUGCCGUACCGACAAGCAUACACUGCGACCAUCUCAUCCAGGCCGCCACUGGUGCAGAAGCUGACUUGAAGCGUUCUAUUGCCUCGAACCAAGAAGUCUUUGACUUCCUCGAGAGUGCUGCUCGCAAGUACGGUAUCGAGUUCUGGAAGCCUGGCUCGGGUAUCAUUCAUCAGAUCGUUUUGGAGAACUACGCUGCACCGGGCAUGCUCAUGCUGGGGACAGAUUCGCACACGCCCAAUGCGGGCGGCCUGGGCUUGCUUGCUAUUGGUGUAGGUGGCGCGGACGCCGUGGACGCUAUGACAGGGACACCAUGGGAAUUGAAGGCACCCCAGAUCGUCGGCAUCCACUUGACUGGUAGCCUUUCGGGAUGGGCAACUCCCAAGGAUCUGAUCCUGCACUUGGCUGGAAAGCUCACUGUCAGGGGAGGAACUGGUCGCAUAUUGGAAUAUUUCGGUCCAGGCGUCUUCAACCAGUCAUGUACAGGCCUGGCUACUGUCGCGAACAUGGGUGCUGAAGUCGGCGCGACAACUUCUACCUUCCCGUACACACCGAACAUGCGCUCGUACCUCAUCGCGACUGGCCGUGCACCUGUCGCGCGUGCCGCCGAUGAAGCUGCCUCCAAGGGCUUCCUGUCAGCGGAUGAAGGCGCAGAAUACGACGAGGUCAUCGAAAUUAACCUGUCUGAGCUGGAACCGACGAUCAACGGACCCUUCACGCCCGAUCUGGCUACUCCCCUAUCGAAGUUUGGCGAGUUCGUUCAGGAGCAAGGAUGGAAGGACGAGCUCUCCGCUGGUCUGAUCGGGUCGUGCACGAACAGCUCGUACGAGGACAUGACUAGUGUGGCUGACUUGGCGAGGCAAGCUAAGGCUGCGGGUCUGAAAGUGAAGGUUCCGUUCCUGUGCACUCCUGGGUCUGAGCAGAUCAGGGCGACCAUGGAACGUGACGAGGUCACUGGUGCUCUGCAAGAUGUGGGUGCGACCGUCCUGGCGAAUGCGUGCGGUCCAUGUAUUGGGCAGUGGAAGCGAGAGGACAAGAAGGAAGAGGAGAACGCCAUCCUGACGUCGUUCAACCGGAACUUCAAGUCUCGGAACGACGGAAACAGGCUCACCAUGAACUUCCUCGCCUCUCCUACCCUGGUCACCGCCUUCUCCUUCUCUGGCAAGCUCUCCUUCAACCCCAUGACCGACACGAUCACCACGCCCUCCGGUGCCCCCUUCAAGUUCACCCCGCCCAAGGGUCAGGACCUCCCCGCAGCGGGCUUCACCCCCGGAGAAACUAGCUUCUACCCGAAGCCCACGCCGGAGCCGCAGCCCGAGACGGACGUCAUCAUCCGGCCUGAUUCUCAGCGGCUGGAGGUGCUAGUACCGUUCUCGAGUCAUUUCGGCGAGAGCAGUGGGAAUCUGCGAGGUCUGGAGCUCCCGCCUUUGAAGGUGCUGAUGAGGGUGAGGGGUAAGUGUACGACGGAUCACAUCUCUGCUGCAGGCCCGUGGCUUAAAUACAAGGGACAUUUGACGAACAUUUCUGAGAACCUUCUGAUAACUGCCACUAACGACGAAGGAGGGGACGUGAACGUUGCCUUCGACCACGACCACGAGCCUUCUCAAUCCGAGACCGAGACCAUCCCCAAUGUCGCGAAACGCUUGAAGGCACGCAAGCAGCCGUGGGCCCUCGUAGUCGAUGACAAUUACGGUGAGGGCAGCGCUCGUGAACAUGCUGCGUUGCAGCCUCGUUUCUACGGAUGCGCCAUGAUCGUUGCGCGGUCGUUCGCACGAAUCCACGAGACGAAUCUCAAAAAACAAGGGAUCCUGCCGCUCUGGUUCGCCGACAAGGCGGAUUAUGCCCGCAUCGGGUCCGGUGACGUUGUGGAGACGCUGGGUCUUAUUGACCUGCUGAACGGCGUGCCUGAUGCUACCAUCAAGUUGAAGGUGACUCGACGGAACGGAGAUGUCUUCGAGAUCCCAACGAAGCACACGAUGUCCAGCGACCAGCUCAAGUGGUUGCGGGCCGGUUCAGCACUGAACCACAUCCGCUCGCAAGUACAGUCACAAUAAAAGGGCCUAGGGUCUCAAGGAGGACUAUGGAGCUAUCAUAGAUGCUGUAUCAAUAUACGUUAUACAUUACUAU